UGUCUAAAAAUAAUAAUGAUAAUAAUAAUAAUAAUAAUAAUAAUAAUAAUCAUAACAACUAGAUUAAGGUGGUUGCAGACUUUUCUCCUACAUGUUUUAGUCACAUAGAUUCUUUCCUCAGGCUCCCAGUAUUUGAAAUUUCAAGCCCUCUCUCUCUCUCUCUCUCUCUCUCUCUCUCUCUCUUUCUUGUGCAUAUAAAUAUUAAUUCUAAAAGACCCAACAGGUCAGGGAUUAUAGAAUACCAUGGAAACUUGUACUGGUCAGUCAUUCAACAGUUUUGACUGAAUUUGAAUGAGUUUCCCAAGUUGUAAUCUUCCUGGGCAACUUUUGUAGUCCCGGAAAUGAAACAAGCAUGGACUCAAGAAAAUUGUUCCGAAACCUUGGCGAAACUCUACAUGCCCUACUGGGUCUAAAAGCUAGUGCAACUCCAAACUGGGUUAAAUCAGUUUGUGAUAUAGUUCAAAAGCUACCAUCAGAAUUCAAGGUAACCAACAUUGAUAGUGAUGAUUCUGCUAAUGCCACUUCAAGAAUUCAAGAUGAGGUUGCUGCCUUAACUAGCCAAAUAAACCAAUUGAGCACACAGAGAAGGCAGCUGCUGAAUGCUUUUCUGGACUUGAAAGGAAACAUUCGCGUGUUUUGUCGAAUAAGACCUAUCACAUUAGGAGAUAAUUUUGGUCAGAUAAGACCAGUAGUGGCUGUCGAUUCAAGUAAUGUUCUUCUAAAACUUGCUGAUAGUAAGAGUAAGAGUUACAGUUUCGAUAGAGUUUUCCAGCCAGGCUCAUCACAAGAUGAAGUUUUUUCGGAAGUUGAACCAGUCAUCAAAUCCGUCCUUGACGGUUACAACGCUUGCAUUUUUGCAUAUGGGCAGACAGGCACUGGAAAAACAUUCACAAUGGAAGGCAGACCAGAAGCUCCUGGAGUAGUACCUCGCGCAUUUGAGGCACUAUUUAAGCAGGCAACAGAUAGUACCCAUUCAUUUCUCAUCACUUUCAGUAUGCUUGAGAUUUAUAUGGGCAAUCUCAAGGACUUGCUUGUCCCCAAGCCCUCAAGACCAAUGGAUCCUAUUUCUCCUUGCCUUUCAAUUCAAACAGAUCCAGAGGGUGGAAUUGAAAUCGAAAACCUUGUGUCAAUUCAAGUUAAUGAUUUCCACCAGGCUUUGCGGCUGUACAGAUUAGGGUGCCGUUUCAGAUCAACUGCCUCUACAAACUCCAACAGAACUUCAAGCCGCUCUCAUUGCAUGAUAAGAAUAGCAAUAACUUGCUUUGAUGCUCCUGAGAGGCGAAGGGAAAAAAACAAAAUCUGGUUAGUGGACCUUGGAGGAAGCGAGCGUGUGCUGAAGACAAAGGCAUGGGGGAAAAGACUUGAUGAAGGAAAAGCUAUUAACUUGUCACUCUCUGCACUUGGAGAUGUUAUUAAUGCCCUCCAAAGCAAGAAGCGCCACAUACCUUACAGGAAUAGCAAGCUGACACAAGUCCUUAAAGAUUCACUUGGUGAUGAUUCAAAAACACUGAUGCUAGUCCAUGUCAGUCCCAAGGAAGAAGAUUUAUGUGAGACCAUAUGUUCUCUAAAUUUUGCAACAAGGGCGAAAAACAUUCACCUAGGCACUGAGGAUACAAUAGAGGUAAGAGAGCAGAAGGAAGUAGCAAUGGCAAAUCUGCAGCAAAAGAUGAUACAGAUUGAACAUCAGCAGCUGCAUAUUAGAAGCGAAAUUUUAAAAUUGAAUAAGAGAUUAGAAAAUCUAACAGGAAAAAAUAUAUUUUCUGAAAAGCAACUUGAGGCAUAUAGUUUUAUGGAAGAACCACUUGCAAAGAACAGAUGUGGAGAUAAAACAGCAGCUCCCAUAUCAAAGUUACCGAGAUUUAUGAGGCCUACCAUUUGCAGCCAAAAAAAAUCAGGGACAAAUUUCCAAACUUCAGAACGGAAAGUCCCGGUCUCUGGAAAAAGGAGAAGGCCAUCGUCUCAUCAUGCUGAGUCAGUGACUUUUCCUGUGAAGGAUCAUCCAGAUCACAAAUCAGAGCGUAGUAUUUCCAGAGCUAGCUGUAUAGCAGGAUUGGAUGGGAGAGACGGUGCUGAUAAUGCAACAGAAUAUAGCCAAGACACAUUAGAAACUGAUACUAAAAUGAUGGAUGUCCAAGAACAAGAAAAAUUGCCAAGGAGUUCAGAUAGUCAAAGGGCUGACAAUACUCACAUUCUGAAAAACAUAAAUAGACAGACAGCCAUGACAAAUUAUAUCAAAUUGUCAAAGGUUGACCAAUGGCUUGGUCUGCAGAAGAAUGAAACCAAUAAGAGUGGUAAUAGGACUAAACGGGUUUUAGCUAUUCCUACCCCCGAGAAGAAACAUAAGCAUAAUGAGCAGAGCAAAGCAAAGGAAGCUUUUGAUACUAAAGUACAUAGUUUUCAUGAUCCUAGAAUACAUAAAGAAGUGAACCGCAAUAAAAGGGCUAAACCAGUAACUGCCAGGAUAGUUGGAAGGCCCAUAUCAGAAGUAGGGAUUGACAAACCAGCAAUAAUAUCACAGGAUUUAUUCACUGAAGACUCAAGAUCUGAUUUCAUUUCUGUAUCUCAAACAACAGAAGGAAUAAAAAUCGUACAAACACAGGAUUCUGUAGAUAAGUCAUCAAAAGAGGAUGAAUGGAGCACUCUUUCUCAAGAAGAUGUCCGUUAUCACAGAUUUGGUGAGUAUAAGGAUCAUGAUCAUGCACUUCCUAUCAAGGAGACAGUAGAAGGCGAAAAACAAAUAUCAGACUGUUUCCAGUUAAAGAACAAUGAAUGCUAUGAACUUUUGCAAUCUGAUUUAGAUAGCAGUAUCGUUUACUCAAAACGGGUUUCUGGUCACUCCACUUCCAUAUUAGAACAUGAAUUGUUCUGUCAGCAAGUAUCCACUGAAUAUAUUGUGGAAGGUGGUGAAAGGCAACACACAGAUUCCUCCAUUCAAAGAUCUGCAAAAGAUAGAAGGCAUGGCAUGCUCCAUGUGAGAUCACAAAGAGCUUUAUUUGUGAACUACUCAGAGCAGAAGCAUUUAAACAAGCAAUUUGAUAAGCCUCGAGAAGAACCACAGACCACAGGAAUAUGCCAUAUUCUUAAAGAGAAAAUUGAAAUUUUAUGGGCCAGUGCACUUCUAGGAUUGGGGUUCUAUAACCUGGGAUAUGAGCAUGAGUUCUUCUAUAGUUUAAUGCUUUGAAGCAAAGCCAGUAGAUGAAAGAGUUAGCAAUCUUUCGUGCGGAGGGGCGAGCGUGAGAUGCAAGUGGAUGUCACAAAAACCUCACUAUCAUAGCCUUCUGUCAAUUUUUGCUGAGAAGCAAGCUGAAUCCUGGUCCAUUUAAGCAACGCUCCAUGCACUGAAGCAGUUAUGAAAGGUCUUUGUGGCUUUAUAUAAAUGAUAUUUAGAAACUCUCUGACAACUAUAUUAGGAAAGCUCUUGCGAAAUUCUGCUCUAGCUUCUACAGCUGAAAUGUUUAUCUUAAGAAACAAGAGGAUGCCAAUGUUUCCAACGUGCCGCAGGCAGAAUAGACAGCUACUGGUUUGUGUACAUAUGUAAAAUGUAUGUUUAAUUAUAAGGUGCAAUAGGCUCGGUUGGUUUUACCACACCUGAAGGAAUGGAAUAUCCUAGAGCCAUGUUUGUACCCAUAAUCCUAGUACUGUUGAUUCUUUCUAUGCAUCAACAUCAACUAAGCUUUAAUCCCAAAGUAGUUGGAGUCGACUAUAUGAAUCUUUUGAUUCUUUGUAUGUAUAUUUUUUAAAAAUAUACAAUGGAAAUUAUUCAGCUGAAUAUUCUAAUCAAUGACAUGAAACAUUUAGGGCA
This is a messenger RNA of Jatropha curcas, 3802 nucleotides long. RefSeq names its product P-loop containing nucleoside triphosphate hydrolases superfamily protein. Lineage: Eukaryota; Viridiplantae; Streptophyta; Magnoliopsida; Malpighiales; Euphorbiaceae. Gene Ontology annotation, molecular function: microtubule binding; microtubule motor activity; ATP binding. Gene Ontology annotation, cellular component: microtubule cytoskeleton. The record is from RefSeq and is a predicted model, not a curated record. Gene Ontology annotation, biological process: microtubule-based movement.